AUCUAGUGACAACUCUACAACCAAUCCAUAAACAAAAAAAUUUUUGUGUAAACUAAAAACAGAAGCGUUGAAAGGCGAAACUUUAGUUUAAUUUUGCCUUUUAUAAUUUGUUAAAUUUUUGUUCAGAGCAUGGAAUGCUAACAGGCCCUCACCAGGUACUGUUGCGGAAGUACAUAGAUUCAGUCCAGCCACACCAACAACGCAUUUAAUCAAUGUUCUCCAACGGAUUGCCGUGCAAUCUGUCGUUUCCGAGCUGUCUCAGUGUUCCAAAAGACGAGAUCGGUAAUGAAGAGCUCUUGCCAUCCAAUAUGGGAACCAGGGAGCCUGUCAUUCUCAACGUCUACGACAUGUACUGGAUCAAUGAGUACACAACGUCAAUUGGUCUCGGCGUAUUCCAUUCCGGUGUAGAGGCGUUCGGAACAGAAUUCGCCUACGGCGGACACCCGUUUCCCUUUACGGGGGUAUUCGAAAUAUCUCCGCGGGAUCACGACGAACUGGGGGACCAGUUCCAGUUUAGGCAGAGCAUUCAAAUCGGCUGCACCGACUUCACGUACGAGGAAGUGCGCCGGAUUGUUGAGGAAUUGGGCAAUCAAUUUCGCGGCGAUCGUUACCACCUUAUGAACAAUAAUUGCAAUCAUUUUUCUGGCUCCUUGACACAGAUACUUUGCGGCCAAGAAAUACCUAGCUGGGUCAAUCGUUUAGCGCAUUUCAGCUCCUGUGUGCCAUUUCUACAAAGGUGUUUGCCCAAAGAGUGGCUGACACCAAAUGCCUUGCAGCAGAGCAUAACCACAAUCCAAGAGCGCGAAGACUCCGACAACAGUCCGCUUUGAGACAUUUGAGACCUGAUCGAAAAAUACGAAAAUCACUUGCGAACACUCCCCCAAGCGAUCACACAACAAAGUUCACUCCCAAUUGCAGUCCGAAGACCAACGUUGUUAAGUUAAAUUGUGCGAAAUGAUAUGAUGAUGGGUUACUCAAAUUUACAUGGGCAUAUUAUACAUGAACAAACAUUCAUUUCCAAGCCAACAAACGCCCCAAGCCCAAAAACACAAACCCAAAUCCAGAAACCAGAAACAAAAAGAAAAAAACUAUUAUUAAUAGACUUAAUUAGGCGAUAUAUACAUAUACAUACAUACUUACGUACAUGCAUAGAUACAUAGAUACAUAUACAUGCGAAGUGACUAAAUUAUUGGCUAUUGUAAUUUGUAUUUGUAAUACGACUAUUCAGAGUUAAGAUAUUAUUAAGUGGCCGGUUAAAUUUAAGUAGCAGAGCAGAGCAGAGCAGGCGCAGUUAGCAGCAGCUGCAGCAGCAGUGUCAUUUAUAGAAUUUUAAAUUAACAACUGAGAGAAACAUCGAGAAAUCAUUAUUAGGCACUUGCAAACAAACAGACAUACAUACA
Molecule: messenger RNA, 1400 nt
Organism: Drosophila subobscura
Lineage: Eukaryota; Metazoa; Arthropoda; Insecta; Diptera; Drosophilidae
Product: deubiquitinase DESI2
Exons: 5
Coding region: 213-830 (205 amino acids)
Biological process (GO): protein deubiquitination
Molecular function (GO): deubiquitinase activity
Source: RefSeq, a predicted model, not a curated record